This is a messenger RNA of Tigriopus californicus, 3387 nucleotides long. RefSeq names its product protein HIRA-like. Lineage: Eukaryota; Metazoa; Arthropoda; Copepoda; Harpacticoida; Harpacticidae. Bases 241 to 3309 code for a protein of 1022 amino acids. Gene Ontology annotation, biological process: DNA-templated transcription; regulation of DNA-templated transcription; chromatin remodeling. Gene Ontology annotation, cellular component: HIR complex; nucleus. The record is from RefSeq and is a predicted model, not a curated record. Gene Ontology annotation, molecular function: nucleosome binding; protein binding. The transcript has 3 exons.
UAUUUGUUUUGAAAAUACAAAUUGGCGACUUGGAUCUCUACUCUAACUUGGAUGGGAUAACUCGAAAAACUGGAAAAAGGCCGUAUUUCUAUCCCUCUCUCUCUUUAUCUCUCUGUUUCUCUGUUUCUGCUGGAUUAUCUGGCUCUCCAUCGGCCCAAGCCCGACCCACCCACCGCCCGCCCAGGGCAUCUGUGACCACUGGGUGUGUGCCUCAAAUUCCACGGGUGACGGGUGUGCGCCAUGCAAUUGCUCAAGCCGCAUUGGAUCUCGGACGAGACGUACCCCAUUUUCAGUAUCGAUGUCCAUCCGGAUGGUAGCCGCUUUGCCACGGGCGGACAGGGCAAAGACUCGGGCCGCAUCUCUAUCUGGAACCUGCGGCCCGUGUUGAGUCAGGCCGCAGCCGAGGAUCCCAGCAUCCCCAAACUCCUGACCCAGAUGGACCAUCACUUGGGGUGUGUCAAUUGCUUGCGAUGGUCGCAUUCGGGCCAUUUAUUGGCCUCGGGCGGCGACGACAAAUUGGUCAUGAUCUGGAAGAAAUCCCCUUACGGCGGGGGCGGGGCCAUCUUCGGCGAGGCCAAUCGAGUCAAUGUGGAAAGUUGGCGCUUGGUUCACACUCUGCGCAGUCAUGACGGGGACAUCUUGGAUCUAGCUUGGGCCCCGCGGGACGCGCUCUUAGCCACUGCCAGCGUGGAUAACACGAUCAUCGUUUGGAAUGGCGAGGACCUCUCCGAGUCCUUGGUCCGUUUGAAAGGCCACACGGGCUUGGUCAAGGGGGUGGUGUUCGACCCGGUGGGCAAAUAUCUGGCCAGUCAAUCUGAUGACCGGAGUUUGCGCGUAUGGCGAUUAAGUGACUGGAAACAGGAGACGGUCAUCAAAGAGCCUUUCAAAGAAUGCGGUGCCACCACGCACGUUCUUAGACCGGGUUGGUCGCCAGAUGGCACCAUGAUUGUCUCGGCCCACGCCAUGAAUGGCGGCGGGCCCACCGCUCAAAUCAUCGAGCGAGGCAAGAAAUGGACGGCCCAUAAGGACUUUGUGGGCCACAAGAAGGCCAUCUCGUGUGUGCGAUUCAACGGUAAGAUCUUUGAAAAGACCAAGAAGAAUGGUAAGACCGAGAUGUUUGUCAUGGCGGCCUUGGGAUCGCGAGAUCGGAGCUUCUCGGUGUGGUGUACCAACUUGAAACGACCUCUCUGUGUAAUUGGUGACAUCUUUGACCAAUCCGUGCUCGAUUUAUCCUGGAGCAAAGACGGGAAAGUGCUCUUGGCCUGCUCCAUGGACGGAUCGGUGGCCGCGGCCAUCUUCAAAAAUGACGAAAUCGGCACCCCUGUCCCCGAGGAUCGAGUGGCUCAGCUCAUGUCCGUUCAGUACGGCAAACAAUUCGGACAGACCCUCGUCCGAAAAAAGCCCACCAAUGGCAGUGUGUUCGUCGAGAAUCCCGAGCUUCUGCUCAAGCAGCAAUCCAACCUCUCGGCCGUCUCAACUAGCAACAAGGAGCUGCCUAAAACGCCGGUCAAGCCCCGAGGUCCCAUGGACAAGCAGAUCGAGGCUCGAACCGUGGACGGGAAGCGUCGGAUCACGCCCAUCUUCAUCCCGCCGCCAUCGGCCGAAACUCUGGAGCAAUCCCAGCCAUUUGGAUCCGGGCAAUUCGGCAGUUUCUCGACCCAACAAAAGUCCAAGAUCGAGAUCGAGAAACGUGAGGAUAUUGUCAAACCCAAUGUGAGUCCGGACAAGUCCGAGGACUCGGAUCAUACCAAUGUGCUCGUCCCUAAAUCUAAAUCCUCACCGGGGCCGGGGCCAAAGGGCCCAGAUGCCAGCAAGACGGAAGAGUCUGCGGUUCCCUCGAAGACGAAUGACCCUUCGGACGAUAACGAACCGCCCGUCAAUGUCAUGCAGGUCAGGCGGAAGCCCAGUCGACCCAUUGUAGACUCUUCGGACGAAGAUGAACCGCCCAAGGAGCCCCCUAAAACCAAUUCUUCUCAACCCGAACCGACCGUGAGUCCCCCGGCUCGAAAACUCGAACCCUCCAAAAAAACCCGAGACCGUCCUGAACUGAUGAAUUUGAAACGCGGUAAGAACUUUCCGGAGACUGAGGCACCUUCUGACGAGACUUCGGCUCGUCUCAAAAAACGAGCUCGAAUCUCAUCCAGGACCGAGUGUGUCCCUCAUCGAGAAGAUACGGAGUUUAGUGCCUUGGCCACGCCUUCCGACAGUCAAAUGGGCGAUUGUUCUCCGGAGACGGGCGUGCCCGUGAAAUCCAUCCUCCUGCCUAGGAAGAAGCUUGACAAGAAGCAAACGUUUCACUUCGAUAUGAACGGCGAGAAAUACAUUGUGUACGUAGAGAACCACGUCCACACUGUCCCAUCGGGUACGCUCAAUUAUGUCCGAGGGGAAUUCGACCACAAAGAAUGGGAAAUCCUACUACCCUCGGCCAUUUGCGCCAUGGAGUUCUCGCACACCCUCCUGAUCAUCUCGUGCGAGGAUCAAUCCAUCAAUCUGUUUUCGGCCUUUGGCACGCGAAUGGCUCCGCCCAUCAUGGUUCCGGGUGGAACCCUCUUGUCUGCCACGUCCAAGAAUCUCUUCGCCAUAGUGACCUGUGCCGCCAAAAUGUUCUUGUGGAAAGUGUCGGAAACCGGAUUGAGGGUCGAGUUUCGCAACGAAUGUCUCGCCUCCAUUCUCGAAGGCCGGACGGCCAAUUCCAUCAGUAAACUGACCUUCUCGGACAAUGAGCAGCCCGUGAUUGUGAGCAAGGCUGGGUCAGCCUUCAUCUUUUCGCGUGAUCUCGGAUCUUGGGUUCGAGUGGGCAGUUCUCGGCAAGGCCUCCAAUCGAUCUCAUCCUAUUCCUGUCAUGUGCCGCAUUUAGACCAAGACAAGCCCAAUAAGACGCCCCUGGCUGUGAUCAACGCCCUCACGCCCACUCCGGCUCACGUGGACGAGGUGGGCGUGGAGAUCCAAGUGAAGGCCAACAUUUCGUUCUGCGAAUCCCAAAAGAUGGCCGCUUUAUUUCUGCGAUCCCCCGAGGAAUAUCGCUAUUGGCUUGUGAGGGAAGUGCUCCACCUGUCUAAAUUGGAGAACACUGACCGUCUCCGAAAUCUCUUCGACGAUUUGUUGGGUCCGGGUGGAAAUCCUGCUGGCACGAGCACCACGUGGGAGCCCAAAAUCCUGGACGUGGAGAAGAGGAAAUUGCUCAAAUUCGCAUUGAAGGUGAUUGCGUCCAAUCCGCAAUUGCAGCGCCUUCACAUGGAAUACCAAAGUCAGAUCUCGAGCGACAUUGAACAGAGUAAGGACGAGGUUUCCCAGCUCCUCGGGUUGUAAUUUCUUAAAACACAACAACACAAGUCGUUCACAUCUCGUAUCUUUUGGACAUAAAAAUGGAAUUUCUAUUAGCACAUA